Molecule: messenger RNA, 972 nt
Organism: Malurus melanocephalus (red-backed fairy wren)
Lineage: Eukaryota; Metazoa; Chordata; Aves; Passeriformes; Maluridae
Gene: AFMID
Product: arylformamidase
Exons: 7
Molecular function (GO): hydrolase activity
Source: RefSeq, a predicted model, not a curated record
GCUGGCCCUGCAGCCCCCGGCCCCGUCAGUCUGUGGGGAUCUCUCUCCCACAGUAAGGACAGCUCAGGGUUUGCAGCCCCUCCACUGGUGUCGCAGGGGGUGGCAGUGGUGGCGGUGGGCUACGACAUCGCCCCUAAAGGCCACAUGGACUCCAUGGUGCUGCAGGUGCGCCRCAGCCUCGUCUUCCUGGUGGAGCAGUACCCCAGGAUCAGAGGCAUCUACUUGUGCGGACACUCGGCAGGGGCCCACCUGGCAGCCAUGGUGCUGUCCACAGACUGGACGGAAUUCCGAGUGGUGCCAGAUAUCAAAGGAGCAGUGCUGGUGAGCGGYGUCUAUGACCUGGAGCCCAUCCUGCCCACCUAUGUGAACGAUGCUCUGAACAUGAGCAGGGAGGUGGCCCAGAGGAACAGCCCCAUCCGACAUGUCACCCCGGCAGGGCCAGCAGCCUGCGAGGUGCUCGUGGCUGUGGCCCAGCAUGAUUCCCCGGAGUUUCGCAGGCAGUCACUGGAGUACAGCCAGGCCCUGCGUGCAGCUGGCUGGUCUGUGUCUCUGCUGGAUCUGGCUGGUGUGGAUCACUUUGAUGUCAUUGAGAAGCUGUCAGAACACAGCUAUGUCCUCACUCAGGUGAUUCUGAACAUGAUUUUGAGAGCAUGAUGGCAUAUCAGGAGCAAACAGAUGGGGACCAUGGCACUGCGUGGUGGCAACAGCCAUCUGGCAUCCCGUGCCUGCUGCCUCCUCACUCCACACUGUCUCAGACCUGCCCUGUGCCUGCCCCAGGCCAGCCUAGGCUGGUGCCCCUUCCCUGGGGUGUUCUGCCUGCUGGAGCACAGGGGACUGAGGGCUGCAAGACUCUGUCUGAGCAACUGGAUCACAAAGUUUGUUCCCUCAGUAUCCUUUAAACUGCACACUGGCAAUACAAAAUAAAAUGGGAGCAGCAAGACAAUGACAGCCUGCCCGGUCUUGGCCACCUCC